AAGUUCCCGCCAAAGACACAAGAGGAAGAAGGUGUUUAUGUGGGACAUUUGGUUAAUUGUGCCCUAGUUAGUUUACCCAAGUUGAACUAGAAAGACAGAAGAAAUGGCCUCACCCUCAUCCCCACCUGAAUCACCAACAACUUCGGCCGGCUUCAACACAGAUCAGCUACCUCACAACACCAGCCAGAACCUCUCCGACGACGAUGGCGAGGCCUCCGUCGAUCCACAGAUUGUGCGCGACGAAGAAGAGGCGGAUUUGGAAGAAGAAGAAGAAGGAGAAGAUCUAUUCAACGAUAAUUUCUUGGAUGACUAUCGGGGAAUGGAAGAGCACGAUCAGUAUGAAUCGCUGGGAUUGGAUGACUCGAUGGAAGAUGAGAGGGAUUUGGAUCAGAUAAUGAAGGACAGGAGGGCUGCUGAGGUCCACCUGGAUGCGCGUGACUCCCGCCUCGUUUCCGGCCGCAACAAGCUCCCCGAACUCCUCCAUGACCAUGAUACUGAUGACGACAGCUAUAGGCCUUCUAAGAGGUCUAGAGCUGAUUUCAGGCCUCCUGCCUCUCAAAGAAGCAACGACGAUACUGAUGCUAUGCAAAGCUCACCUGGAAGACCUCAGCGUGCUCAUUCUAGAGACGAUGUGCCCAUGACCGAUCCAACUGAUGAUUACCCCUAUGAGGAUGAAGAUGGGGAUGAGGGAGAGUUUGAGAUGUAUCGAGUCCAAGGAACGCUAAGGGAGUGGGUCACCAGAGAUGAAGUCCGUCGUUUUAUCUCCAAGAAGUUCAAGGAAUUUCUUAUGACCUAUGUGAAGAAAGGUCAUGAGGAUUUUGAAUAUGUACGUCUGGUAAAUGAGAUGGUGUCAGCUAAUAAGUGUAGCUUGGAGAUCGAUUAUAAACAAUUUAUCUAUGUCCAUCCAAAUAUUGCCAUCUGGCUUGCGGAUGCGCCUCAAUCUGUCUUAGAAGUCAUGGAGGAAGUUGCUGGAAGUAUUGUCUUUAAAUUACAUCCAAAUUAUAAAAAUAUCCAUCAAAAAAUUUAUGUCCGUGUUACCAACUUACCAGUUUAUGAUCAGAUCAGGAACAUAAGGCAAAUUCACUUAAAUACCAUGAUUCGCAUUGGGGGAGUUGUGACUAGACGCUCUGGAGUAUUCCCGCAGUUGCAGCAGGUAAAAUAUGAUUGCAACAAGUGCGGGGCUAUUUUGGGACCGUUCUUUCAGAGUUCAUAUUCAGAAGUCAAGGUUGGUUCUUGCCCCGAGUGCCAGUCAAAAGGACCAUUCACUGUCAAUAUUGAGCAGACAAUUUACAGAAAUUACCAGAAACUUACACUCCAAGAAAGUCCAGGCAUUGUGCCUGCUGGUCGGCUUCCAAGAUACAAGGAAGUGAUAUUGUUGAAUGAUUUGAUUGAUUGCGCCCGUCCUGGGGAAGAAAUUGAGGUCACUGGCAUAUACACAAAUAACUUUGACUUAUCUUUGAACACAAAGAACGGAUUUCCUGUGUUUUCCACUGUCAUUGAAGCAAACCAUGUGACAAAGAAGCAGGAUCUCUUUUCUGCUUACAAACUUACACAGGAGGACAAGGAAGAGAUUGAGAGGCUUGCUAAAGACCCAAGGAUAGGAGAAAGGAUUUUCAAGUCAAUUGCUCCAUCAAUCUAUGGUCAUGAGGAUAUCAAAACUGCAAUAGCUCUUGCCAUGUUUGGAGGCCAAGAGAAAAUGGUCAAAGGGAAGCACAGACUCAGAGGAGAUAUCAAUGUUCUUCUCAUGGGCGAUCCAGGCACAGCAAAAUCUCAAUUCUUGAAGUAUGUUGAAAAGACUGGGCAGAGAGCUGUGUACACUACUGGUAAAGGAGCUUCAGCUGUAGGUCUAACAGCAGCAGUGCACAAGGACCCAGUGACAAGAGAGUGGACCCUAGAAGGAGGAGCCCUUGUUUUAGCUGACAAAGGAAUCUGUCUUAUUGAUGAGUUUGACAAGAUGAAUGAUCAGGACAGGGUGAGCAUCCAUGAAGCAAUGGAGCAGCAGAGUAUUAGCAUAUCAAAGGCAGGUAUUGUUACUUCUCUUCAGGCUCGCUGCUCUGUCAUUGCUGCUGCAAAUCCGGUUGGAGGAAGAUAUGAUUCCUCAAAAACAUUUUCACAAAAUGUGGAGCUGACUGAUCCCAUCAUUUCUCGUUUUGAUAUCCUUUGUGUUGUUAAGGAUGUAGUAGACCCUGUUGCAGAUGAGAUGCUAGCAAAGUUUGUAGUUGAUAGUCAUUUUAAGUCACAACCUAAGGGUGGCAAUACUAAUACAGAUGACUUGAGUGAGUCUCAGGAAGGGGGUAUGGCAUCUGCCAGGUCCAUUGAUCCAGAGAUUCUUCCUCAAGAUUUGCUGAAGAAAUACAUAACUUAUGCUAAGUUGAACGUAUUCCCAAGGUUGCAUGAUUCUGAUAUGGAAAAACUAACACAAGUUUAUGCUGAACUACGGAAAGAAUCUUCGCAUGGCCAAGGAGUUCCCAUAGCAGUGAGACAUAUAGAAUCAAUGAUACGGAUGUCUGAAGCACAUGCCAGAAUGCAUCUCAGGCAUCAUGUUACAGAAGAAGAUGUUGACAUGGCAAUACGAGUUCUUCUAAAUUCCUUUAUUUCAACACAGAAGUAUGGGGUUCAGAGGGCUCUGCAAAAGAGUUUCAGAAAGUAUAUCACCUAUAAGAUGGAUUACAAUAGAAUGCUUCUAAAUCUACUGCAAGAGCUUGUGAAUAGGGCACUGCGCUUUGAAGAAAUUAUAUCUGGCUCUAUUUCAGGGCUUACCCACAUUGAUGUGAAAGUCGAGGAUUUGCGAAACAUGGCGGAAGAACGAGGAAUCAGUGAUCUAAACCCCUUCUUUAUCAGCAUUGAUUUUACUGCAGCAAAUUUUGAGUUGGAUAGUGAAGGUCAAGUGAUUAAGCAUCGUCUUCCAAGACAAUGAUGAGACUAGCUAAAAAAUUAAGAGCGCGGUGAAGCAGCAUCUAAAGAAUGAUUUGGAGAUGUGAAUCACAUAAUGGUGGAAUAUUUAUUUUUGUGUAAAUCACAUAAUGGUGCAAUAGGCAUGAACAUUAUCUUCACUGAAAAGAUGAACAGUGUUAUCACUGACUGUUUCGUAGGCCUGGUCUGGGAAGUAUCCAUGCACAUUUUCAUUAAA
Molecule: messenger RNA, 3130 nt
Organism: Mercurialis annua (annual mercury)
Lineage: Eukaryota; Viridiplantae; Streptophyta; Magnoliopsida; Malpighiales; Euphorbiaceae
Product: DNA replication licensing factor MCM2
Exons: 17
Coding region: 104-2917 (937 amino acids)
Biological process (GO): mitotic DNA replication initiation; DNA replication; double-strand break repair via break-induced replication
Cellular component (GO): MCM complex; nucleus
Molecular function (GO): single-stranded DNA binding; single-stranded DNA helicase activity; 3'-5' DNA helicase activity
Source: RefSeq, a predicted model, not a curated record